This is a messenger RNA of Lodderomyces oxycetoniae, 1098 nucleotides long. RefSeq names its product Oxr1p (gene OXR1). The record is from RefSeq and is a predicted model, not a curated record. The coding region runs from base 1 to 1098 and encodes 365 amino acids. The transcript has a single exon. NCBI's taxonomy places the organism in Eukaryota, Fungi, Ascomycota, Pichiomycetes, Serinales, Debaryomycetaceae. Gene Ontology annotation, biological process: response to oxidative stress. Gene Ontology annotation, cellular component: nucleus.
AUGUCCUUUUUGUUUGGAAGAUUCCAGGCACCUGAAAAGAAUGAAAAAACGGACAAGGUAGAUCAAGAGUUGAACGAGCAAGAGCAGCAAGAGCAGCAAGAGCAGCAACAACAACAGCAACAGCAACAACAGAAAAUUCAAGAGGAAAAACCUUGCGAUUUAGAAAACAAGCCAAUUCGAAAGCGAACAACUUUUCUUAAAAAUCUAAUGGGCAAUUCAAGUAGAAACAAUUCCUCAUCUUCAUUGCUUUCAACAACCUCUAGCUCAUCUGAUCAAGUGAACACACUACCCCCCUUGCAGCCACUAACACUAUCGGGCUACAAAAUCAACACCAAGCACAAAUUACUACUUGAUCUCGAGCUAGCAAGCAACAUUCGAAACUUGCUACCAGCAAGACUUCAGUUAUUUGAUACGUGGGAACUAGUGUACUCCUUGAGUCAGCACGGAAUGUCCUUGAACACCUUGUAUCGAAAUUCAAGGCCCGAGCACCAAUUGCAAGAGAUGAAGAAACGGAAAAAAGCGGAAAAGGGGUAUGCAGAAGCGGUGGUGACAAGGAUGAUUUCUUCUGACCCAAGCAACUCGGGGUUCACCAUAGAGCAAAAGCGACCGCACGGGUAUAUUCUCGUGAUUAAAGAUGAGAAGAAUUGUAAAUUUGGAGCGUAUCUAAAUGAGUAUUUGAAACCAGUAGAACAUAAAAGGUAUUAUGGCAAUGGAGAGUGCUUCUUGUGGAAAGUCGAAAAGUACGACCCAUCGAAAUUGAACUAUAACAAAGAUUCGGAAUCAUCGAAAUUGAACUAUAACAAAGAUUCAGCAUCAUCGUCAUCGUCAUCCAACUCGCGAACAGCUACUCGAUUCAAAGCGUUUUUGUAUACUGGCAUCAAUGAUAAUAUCAUAUACUCGAAUCGUGAUUUUAUUGCCAUUGGCUCUUCUCAUGGAGAGAACGGACUAUAUAUUGACCAGUCUUUAUCUAAAGGUGUAAGUUAUCCGUGUGAAACUUUUGGAAACGAAGUCUUAAAUCUGAAGGGGCUCGAGGGGGCAAAAUAUGGAACUUUUAAAAUUAUGGGGCUAGAGAUCUGGAGAGUAGGAUCCUUGGAGUAA